GGGUGGCAAUUGGCAAACUGGCAAUAACAUGUGAAAAUCAAAGUAGUGUUUCGAGCAGCUUCGUUGAGCACUAACCCGAUUCUCUGUUGCCGAUUUUCCACACAAUGGAGGAUAACACAUUUGAAGAUAAGAACGUUGUUGUUCCAGACGAACAACCAGAAAUCUUUGAAUCCUUUGUUUGCUGCGUUUGCCUGGAUCUACUAUACAAGCCCAUCGUACUAUCUUGCGGUCAUGUUUCCUGUUUCUGGUGUGUCCACAAGUCAAUGGAUGGUUUGCGUGAGUCUCAUUGUCCAAUAUGCAGGCAUCCAUACUAUCACUUUCCAACAAUCUGUCAAAUGUUUCAUGUUUUGCUCCUUAAGAUCUAUCCUGUUGAUUACCAGAGAAGAGAAAAGCAGACACUUGAGGAAGAAGAGAAAGAGGGCUAUUUUUCCCCUCAAUUUGAUGCUGAUACAUGCGGAUUACAAGUUAUAUUUGAUCAUAAUGGGAGCUCGCCUUCGUGCACUACUGUAAAUCCAGCAUCCGACUCUUGCAGUGUGGAACCUUUUGAGCGCACUGAGCAAUCAGGGUCUGCAACUCAUAAUAGAGAUGAAGGCACCAUCUAUGCUGGAAACACUUCUGACAGAACAUCUGAAGUUGAAGGAAAAAGAUUACCUCAGAAUCAGCACAGUCAGCAACUGAAAAUAGUAGUUGCAGACUUAAUGUGUACAAUAUGCAAGCAACUUCUCGUUCAUCCUGUCGUUCUGAAUUGUGGUCAUGUAUACUGCGAGACCUGUAUCAUCGACCUAUCUGAUGACAUGCUUAGAUGUCAAGUUUGUCAAAGUCCACAUCCCAGAGGAUUUCCAAAAGUUUGUUUAGCUUUGGAUCACUUUAUAGAGGAGCAAUUUCCAGAAGAGUAUGCACAACGUAGGGAUGCCAUUCAACUCGGCCAAAUCAAAGUCAAACCCGAGACCUCUUCUUGUUCAUUGGAUAAUGAUAAAGGAGGAAAGAUAGCAUGGGAGUCUGAUCCUGGUUUGAUUGUUCACAUGGGAGUUGGAUGCGAUUUUUGCGGGAUGUACCCAAUAACUGGGGACAGAUAUAGAUGUGCUGAUUGUAAGGAGAAGAUUGGUUUUGAUCUCUGUAGUUAUUGCUAUAAAACCCGUUCAAAGCUUCCAGGCCGAUUUAAUCAGCAACACACCCCUGAACACAAGUUCCAGCUUGUACAAUGGUAUGGGAGGGUUAGGGAACAGAUGAAUGGACAAGAAACUUCAGAAUUAAUAAUUAUCUCUGAUGAUCCUGCUUCGGAUGAUGAUAGCGAAGAUAACCAGGUUGAUGAUGGAGAAGAUAACCAGAGUGACUCUGAAGCCAACCAGGCUGAUGAUGGAGAAGAUAACCAGAGUGACUCCGAAGCCGCCAACUGAAAAAUUGAAAUCAUGAAAUUCCAUGCUCAUAUGGUUAAAUUGACAAGGAAUGGUACAUAUUUCUAAGAGUUUGUCUGAAUUUAUGAGAAUGUGUAUAUUACAACCAAAGCUUGUCUUAUGAUAUUAUCCAAUGUAUCCAUAAGAAUGAGUUAUGCUUGAACUAUUUCAGGAUAAGGUAGUUUAUAGUAGAGAACUAGAGAUCACUAACGUGUUAUGAAAUUUUAUGAUUCAAACUAGAGUUGUGGACGAGUUUCAUACCAUAACACCGUUGCUAUAUCUUUGUCACAAGACCUUAGUAUCAGUAAAAAUAUUACAACAUUAUUUUCUUUAA
This is a messenger RNA of Lotus japonicus, 1728 nucleotides long. RefSeq names its product E3 ubiquitin-protein ligase PRT1-like. The transcript has 7 exons. Gene Ontology annotation, biological process: proteasome-mediated ubiquitin-dependent protein catabolic process. NCBI's taxonomy places the organism in Eukaryota, Viridiplantae, Streptophyta, Magnoliopsida, Fabales, Fabaceae. Bases 105 to 1397 code for a protein of 430 amino acids. The record is from RefSeq and is a predicted model, not a curated record. Gene Ontology annotation, molecular function: ubiquitin protein ligase activity; zinc ion binding.